AUGGCCUCCGUACAGAACCCCCCGCAAAAGAGGCACCCGCUCGACGGCGACGUCUACGCCAUGUGGCUCAUCCCCAAGCCGCGACCAGAGUGGAUAUCCCGCAUCGAGGCGCGCUUCCCGGGCCUGCGCAUCCGGUGGCGCAGCCCCAGCGAGGUCGGCCCGGACGGGAACCGCAUCACGGCCGACUCGCUGGGCCCGGAGUUCUGGGACGGGGUGACGAUCCUGAGCUGCUUCAUGCCCGUGCGGCCCGAGUACAUGAAGGACGUGCGCUACGUGCAGCUCACGUCGGCGGGCGCGGACAAGUGGCUCGACAACGACAAGUACAAGGACCCGAACGUGGUGUUUUGCACGGGCAACGGUACCCACGCAGCGCAAAUAGCGGAGUGGGUGAUAGGGGCUUGGCUGAUGGAAGAACACAAGUUUAUGCAAUAUGCCGCGGUCAUGCAGACCGGGGAGUGGAACAGGAGCUUGUUUAAUGGUGUCGAGGACUCGCCUGGCAAGAGGAUCGGUCUGCUAGGCUACGGCGCGAUUGGUCGUCAGUGUGCCAAGGUCGCCACAGCCAUGGGAAUGGAAGUGUACGCGUAUACACGAAGCGAGAAGCCCACACCGGAGUCGCGCCGCGACGAUAGCUUUUGCGUUCCUGGCACCGGGGACCCGGACGGACUACUGCCCGCCAAGUGGUUCCAUGGCGGCGACAAGCAGUCCAUCAAUGACUUCCUAGCUCAAGAUCUGGAUCUCCUAGUCAUUGCCAUGCCGUUGACGAAAUCGACCACGGGUGUCUUGGCCCGUGAGCAGUUCGAGAUUUUGUCCAAGAAUAAGCGGAAGACCUACGUCGCAAACGUGGCUCGAGGAGGACACAUAGUGACUGACGAUUUGAUCGAUGCGCUCGAGACCGGUAAGAUCCGGGGUGCAGCGCUCGACGUUACUGAUCCAGAACCUUUACCCCAAGAACACCCCCUCUGGAGGGCACCGAAUGUCUUUAUCACCCCACACGUCAGCUGGGCCACGCCCUAUUACUGGGACAGGGCUCUGCAGCUGAUUGAAACAAAUCUGGAGAGGAUGUAUGAAGGGAAGCCAUUGAUCAAUGUCAUGAAUAGAAUCGAAAACUAUUAA
This is a messenger RNA of Thyridium curvatum, 1113 nucleotides long. RefSeq lists its product as uncharacterized. Lineage: Eukaryota; Fungi; Ascomycota; Sordariomycetes; Thyridiales; Thyridiaceae. Bases 1 to 1113 code for a protein of 370 amino acids. The record is from RefSeq and is a predicted model, not a curated record. The transcript has 3 exons. Gene Ontology annotation, molecular function: NAD binding.